CAAAUAUGGGUUGUCCAUCGUGAACCUUCUCUGCGCUCACUUUGAUAUCUCCCACUAGUUUCGACACCGCGCUCGGCGCAUCGUGGACCGUGUACCCUUGUGGCCUAACAGGUACUGAAUUGCGCCUUUUCGGUUGUUUACUUUCUAAGAAGGGAAUCACCAACUCCAACCACCCAUUUUCCCCAGGAAGCUCCAGUCUCAGCAUUUCGCAGCAGUCAUGGAGAGCCUCAACGGCUGUGUUCUCAGCCAAUUGAGGCAAUCGGGUGCCCAAGUGACUCGUACUCUUCAAAAAAUUCAGUCCAGGUCCUACUCGGCUCCCGUCAGCGGCUCCAUUCCCGCGGCUAAGAAGAAGUAUGUCCCUACUUCUGGCACCUAUCCCCAAGGCUUCUCGGCUUCCGGCAUCAACGUAGGCGUCAAGCCCAAGAACACUACCAAGCCCGAUGUUUGCCUUGUCGCCUCGGACCGUCCCUGCGCCGCCGCCGCCGUCUUCACCAAGAACAAGUUCCAGGCCGCCCCCGUUACUUUCAGUCGUAGCUUGUUGCAGAAGAAGGGCAACCAGGGUAUUCAAGGUGUCGUUGUCAACUCGGGAUGCGCCAACGCCGUUACUGGUAAGGGAGGCUUGGAGGAUGCCGGCAAGAUGGCCCAGGCCGCCGAUGAGUGCUUUGGCCAGAGCGAGAGCACUCUCGUUAUGAGCACUGGUGUCAUCGGUCAGCGUCUGCCCAUCGAAAAGAUCACCAGCAAUAUCCCCCGGGUUCACAAGGCCAUGGGCUCUACCCACGAUCACUGGCUCACGGCUGCCAAGGCUAUCUGCACCACCGACACUUUCCCCAAGCUCAUCUCCCGGUCCUUCAAGCUUCCCUCCUCCCCUUCAGUCGAGUACCGCAUCGCUGGCAUGACCAAGGGAGCCGGUAUGAUUCAUCCCAACAUGGCUACCCUCCUCGGUAUCAUCGCCACCGAUGCUCCCGUUUCCUCCACCGUACUGCCCGCCGUUCUCAAGCACGCCGUCGACCGUUCGUUCAACAGCAUCACCAUCGAUGGAGACACUUCCACCAACGACACUGUUGCCCUGCUUGCCAAUGGUGCUGCUGGCGGAAAGGAAGUCGUUGCCAACACCCCCGACUACGAUGCCUUCCAGACUGUCCUGACCGAUUUCUCUACCGACCUUGCCAAGCUAAUCGUCCGUGAUGGCGAGGGUGCCACCAAGUUCGUUACUAUCCGCGUUGCCGAGGCUGCUAGCGAGGAGGCCGCUAGGAAGAUUGCCAGCACCAUUGCCCGUUCUCCCCUGGUGAAGACUGCUCUAUACGGCAAGGAUGCCAACUGGGGCCGUAUCCUCUGCGCUACUGGUUACUCCCUUGUUUCUGAGCCCGGCCUUCCCGUCAACGAUGUUCCUGAGGUCGUCCCUGAAAAGACCAAUGUUUCUUUCAUCCCCACUGACGGCACUGCUGAGCUGAAGCUGCUCGUCAACGGCGAACCUGAGCAUGUUGAUGAGGCUCGUGCUGCUGAGAUCCUCGAGCUUGAGGACCUUGAGAUCCUUGUCAGACUCGGAACUGGUGACAAGCAGGCUACCUACUGGACUUGCGACUACAGCCACGAGUACAUUACCAUUAAUGGAGACUACCGCACAUAAGAAAUCACUGAUAAGGCGUUACUGGUACUUGGGGAGGAUACCCGGAGGUAGACAGGAUAGAAAAGGCUCAUUUAUGCCAUACUCUGUGCCCUCACCUUCUUUUGUUCGUACUCUUUCGUAAUAUUCAGACGUCGCCUGCCACCCCGACCACACAUUCAGGAAAUGAAGACACUCUGUGGUACACUUUAAGGGUGAUUUGCGUAACUUAGGCAUAGAGGUAGCGAAUUCUGUAAUAGGAAAGCACACACAUGUGUCGAGUUACUCGAAGGGAUGUGCU
Molecule: messenger RNA, 1904 nt
Organism: Neurospora tetrasperma FGSC 2508
Lineage: Eukaryota; Fungi; Ascomycota; Sordariomycetes; Sordariales; Sordariaceae
Exons: 3
Coding region: 218-1627 (469 amino acids)
Biological process (GO): L-ornithine biosynthetic process; L-arginine biosynthetic process
Cellular component (GO): mitochondrial matrix
Molecular function (GO): L-glutamate N-acetyltransferase activity, acting on acetyl-L-ornithine as donor; L-glutamate N-acetyltransferase activity, acting on acetyl-CoA as donor
Source: RefSeq, a predicted model, not a curated record